AUGGACGAAAGCGGUCAGAUGGCUGUCUACGGAGUAUUUUCUGUGGAUGUCGAAGCUCCCCGUGACCCGUGGUUCACCAAAGCGGAUCCUUGCUACUCCCGACUUGUUCUAGUCAACCUAAAGUUAGUGCCUAAGGAACCAAACGAGGUACCUGUGGUGGGCCUGGAACAGAGUGCGUGGUCGGAGGCCCUUCCAGAGGUACUCGGUUCAGACCUUUGUCUCUUGAUGUUCCCAAGGGUCAUUGAACUCGAUCAGCCCCUUUUCGAAGUUGCCGGUCAUCCCAUUAUCAAUCACUGCCUCAAGGCACUUGCCAAAAUCUCUGAUAUCCGAGAAGUCAUCCUAGUCGGCUACUACGAUGAAUCCGUCUUCCGUGAUUUCAUCAAAGACUCCAGCAAGGAGUUCCCCCAGUUCCGAAUUCAAUACUUGCGUGAAUACACGGCACUUGGUACAGCAGGAGGUCUCUAUCAUUUCCGUGAUGCCAUCCUCAAGGGCAAGCCCGAGCGCAUCUUCGUCCUGAACGCCGAUGUCUGCUGCUCCUUCCCUCUUGGUGAGAUGCUGAAGCUGUUCGAGGAGAAGGACGCCGAGGCGGUGAUUCUGGGAACCAGGGUCAGCAACGAUGCCGCGACCAACUUUGGAUGUAUUGUCUCCGAUUCUCACACCAAGCGCGUGCUGCACUACGUCGAAAAGCCGGAAUCACACAUCUCCAACCUCAUCAAUUGCGGUGUCUACCUCUUUGCUACCGAGUGUAUCUUCCCCGCCAUCCGCAGUGCCAUCAAGCGCCGUACUACUCGGCCUCGUCUCCUCUCAUACCCUUCCUCGGAAAACCUGGAGGCCUCCUUCGUUGCCGCCGACGAGGAGACGGAGAAGAGCGAGGUCCUCCGCCUGGAACAGGACAUCCUCUCCGACUUGGCGGACAGCAACCGGUUCUUCGUCCAUGAGACCAAGGAUUUCUGGCGACAGAUUAAGACCGCUGGCUCGGCCGUCCCCGCCAAUGCGCUGUACCUGCAAAAGGCCUUCCAGGCGCAAUCCGACGAACUCACCCCUCCCUCCGCCACGAUCGUGCCCCCCGUCUAUAUCCACCCCACCGCAACCGUAGACCCGACCGCCAAGUUGGGACCCAACGUUUCCAUUGGUGCCCGUGUCGUCGUCGGCGCCGGAGCUCGUAUCAAGGACUCUAUCGUGCUGGAGGAUGCAGAGAUCAAACACGAUGCGUGCGUGAUGCACUCAAUUAUCGGCUGGAGCAGCCGGGUGGGCGCCUGGGCUCGUGUCGAGGGAACCCCCAUCCCCAUGACAAGCCACUCCACCAGCAUUAUCAAGCAUGGCAUCAAGGUGCAGAGCAUCACCAUCUUGGGUAAGGAGUGUGCUGUCGGCGACGAGGUGCGGGUGCAGAACUGUGUGUGUCUGCCAUACAAGGAACUCAAGAGGGUAUGUUAUUUGGCUCUUCUGCAUUUCUUGACGACACUAACGUUGGUGAACAGGAUGUUGCCAACGAGGUUAUUAUGUAGUGAGACAUUCAAAAAGGACUGCUCAAAGUUGGAUCUAUUCGAUGGAUUAUACAUGUCUCGUUACCACUAA
Messenger RNA from Aspergillus fumigatus Af293, 1575 nucleotides. NCBI's taxonomy places the organism in Eukaryota, Fungi, Ascomycota, Eurotiomycetes, Eurotiales, Aspergillaceae. The record is from RefSeq and is a predicted model, not a curated record.